CGGCGAGUAUGCUGGGCCUGACUGAGACGCGAAAAAGAAUCUAUACAGACGCGCAAAAAUGUCGGCGCCGCCAACCAAGUUCGCCGUCCUCCUUUUCCCGGGCUUCCAGGCCCUGGACGUCUUCGGCCCUCUUGAUGUGCUCAACAUGCUGUCGCGCGGUCGGCCGUUCGAGUUCUCCGUGAUCGCCGCGAGUCGGGGCCCCGUGCCCACACGCGGGCUGGGUUCCAAGCAGAGCAUCGGCCAGCAGAUUGUGGCGACGCAUACGCUGCAAGAUGCACCAGAGGACAUCCAAGUGCUGCUCGUGCCGGGCGGCAUGGGCACACGCGACACCGAGGCCAGGCAGCCCGAGAUCGACUUUAUCCGGGAUCGGUUUCCGCGGCUGCGAUUUCUACUCACCGUGUGUACCGGGGCCGCGCUGGCGGCACGGGCGGGCGUGCUCGACGGCAGGCGGGCGACCACGAACAAGGCGUCCUUUGACUGGGUGAGUCGUCCUCGCGCGUCCGUCCGUCUGUUCGGCGCCGGAGACGACGAGCGACACGGACUGACAUGGGCAACAAACAGGUCACGACAAAUGGCCGCAAAGUCGAGUGGGUGCGACAGGCGCGGUGGGUCUCGGACGGCAACGUGUGGACGUCGUCGGGCGUGUCGGCGGGUAUCGACAUGAUGUACGGGUUCGUGGCGGCCGAGUUCGGCGAGGAGACGGCGGCGGCCGUGGCUUGGGACUCGGAGUACGAACGGAACACGGACCCGUCCAACGACCCCUUCUCGGGCCGUUGAUGCGGUGGUACAAAUCCAGCACUACUAUUGAAGCUCAGUCAGGGGCGCCGUUGCUCGUAUUCGAUUCGCCGUGUUCAAACGGACUGCUGUACAACC
Molecule: messenger RNA, 873 nt
Organism: Purpureocillium takamizusanense
Lineage: Eukaryota; Fungi; Ascomycota; Sordariomycetes; Hypocreales; Ophiocordycipitaceae
Exons: 1
Coding region: 59-664 (201 amino acids)
Source: RefSeq, a predicted model, not a curated record